AUGAAGAAACUUUUAUUAUUUAGUAUUGUCCUUGGCUGUGUAUCAGGGAUAAAACUUCACAACAUUGAGUACGAUGUCUUUGUAAAUGCUACAAAACUCUUUGAGACCCAAGAGGAGUUGAACAUAGCCAACGAGGAUCUCCGGAAUGCUUCUGCAGAAUUCAUUUCUUUAUUGUAAGUUUGUUGUGUAUGGCAUAAGGUAAUAUCAGGUUGUUCGAAUAUGGAUGAGCCAUUCAAAACGCACAAUUUUGAAAAUUUUGGAGACUCCAUCUUUGUACAACUUGAUAGUAGAACUGGGAGUGAAGAAACGAAAGGGAUGGGUGUUGAGGAAUUGACAAAAAGUUGAUUUUUUUUACUUUGUAGAGCUCUAAUAACAAGAGUAAAAUAUUUAUAUUUUAUAUAUAUAUAUACAUAUAUCUUUAAUAUUACUGUUACAGCCGCCCAAACAACCGUGUCGCGGUUUCCAAGUACAUUGAAUUGUUGAACACCUAUUCCGCGCAAGCAUUCGGCACCUUUCUACGUAACGGCCAAGAAAUUGACGUCGAAGACAUUGCUUUAGCCAUCAAUAUUAUGCUGACAACAAUUGAAAAAGACAUUGACGAUCCUUGGGUAAACAUGCUUUCGAACCUCAUGAAAAGGACGGUUCACCUUGAUUACACACACGUUGAUAAACUCGUCGAAGUUUACGGAAUUAUGCUUUUGUAAGUUUAUUUUUAUGGCUUUUUUUAGAUAUGACAGUAAUUUAUAGCAAUUCUCAGCUGUUAUUGUUGCCUGGCUAGCCGGAAAAGUGGAAGUAGAGUAACAUAAGAGGAAAAAAAAGAGCAGGGUAAGAUACGAUUAGGGAAAGAUUAGGGCAAGGGUAAGUCAAGGGUAAAUCAAGAGUAGGACAAGGUUAGGACAAGAGUAUGGUAAUAAUAAGGCAAGAGCAUAACAAAAGUAAGGCAAGAGUAAAACAAGAAUAAGGAAGGGCUGAAGCAAGGGUAAAGCAAGAAGAAGGCAAGGAUAGAGCAAGAGAAGAGCAAGAGUAGAGCAAAGAGACGACAAAGGUCAAUCAAGAGUAGCGCAAAGGUAAAAAAUAAGUGGGGUUGAAGAAAUCUAGACUUGAGAAAAAAGUAUUAGUUUGUUCAAAUAUUAUUGAGCUUCCAAACCCCGAAGAUUUGCUUUAAAAAAAGCUCCAUUUUUUUUAAACAACCUGAUAAUAUAAUGUAUGCUAAAAAGAAAGCAACGGUAAGACAGGAGGGGGGGGUGGCGUAGAAAAGUGUUUAUAUAUUGAAUACAUACUGUACUUUUUAAAUCACAACUUUUAUUUUCAGAAAAGUAACUAUGCAAAACAAACAGUUUCCACUACCAUGUAACCUCAAUGGCAAUCUCAGAGAAUUUCACGAGCUAAUGGCCGGACUGUAUUAUGUCGCUUACUCCGCUUUUGAAUCGUAAGUGAAAGUGGCCGGACCAGGCCGGCAUAUGUGCUCGAGAGCUGGGUAGAAAUAAAGACCCCAAGGGUCCAAUUUAAGUCCCGCAAUGAAGCGAAAAGUGUAAAAAAUGACUUUUAAAAAAUUUUUUAGUGUUCCUAAUCCAGAAUUCGAUCAGUAUAUUGAUAAGCGAAACUACAAGUACACCAACACCUACGACUGGUCGAUUUUCAAUGAUUGCAGAGAAGAGGACAAUUCAUUUGGCCGCAAAGUGAAACAAGCCAUCUAUGAUGCUUGA
Messenger RNA from Bursaphelenchus okinawaensis, 1706 nucleotides. The record is from the annotation of a GenBank genome assembly. Lineage: Eukaryota; Metazoa; Nematoda; Chromadorea; Rhabditida; Aphelenchoididae.